Messenger RNA from Rhagoletis pomonella (apple maggot), 556 nucleotides. It is a transcript of the gene Srp14, whose product is annotated as signal recognition particle 14 kDa protein. Bases 81 to 410 code for a protein of 109 amino acids. Gene Ontology annotation, cellular component: signal recognition particle, endoplasmic reticulum targeting. Gene Ontology annotation, biological process: SRP-dependent cotranslational protein targeting to membrane. NCBI's taxonomy places the organism in Eukaryota, Metazoa, Arthropoda, Insecta, Diptera, Tephritidae. The record is from RefSeq and is a predicted model, not a curated record. The transcript has 4 exons. Gene Ontology annotation, molecular function: 7S RNA binding; endoplasmic reticulum signal sequence receptor activity.
CUCUUACGAACGCGGUACGGAACGUCAUUCGCUGGCACUUGUCAGAUAGAGAAACCUUUUUUCUGCCUACGCAUACAAAGAUGGUGCUGCUGGACAAUUCUACGUUUAUUAUCCGAUUAGAAAAGUUCGCAAAUGCUGCGAGAAAGGAUUCGUCUUUUACAGUGACGUUCAAAAGAUACAAUGGCCACGAUAGACCCAAACCACGCGAAGGACGACCAGCACUUCCCGAACCAGAAACAUACUUGUGCCUUAUGCGGGCACAGACGAAAUCAAAAAAGAUAUCCACAAUCGUGCGUCAGGAAGAUGUUCCGAAAAUGAUGAACAUGUAUGCUCAGUUCAUGAAAAGCAACAUGGAUGGUCUGAAACGUGUCAAGAAAGUGAAGAGUAAAGCGAAGGCGGCAAAGGGAUAAACAGGCGCACCUCUUUUGUAUAGGAAAUAUUUAGCUUUUUAAGAAACCUUCUUGUUUAUUUAUAAAUAAACUGGUAAAGUAAAAUAUUGCAUUAAAGUAAUUUCGGCUAAAAGUUUCCAAUCAGUCAAUAAUGAAAUCGAGCCGAA